AUGGACAACGGACGUCGUUGGCGCGAAGAUCACGCAAGAACAGGCUCCUCCCCGCCGCCAAAGCGAAAAAGAACUUCCCACAAUGGUCCGAGCAGUGUGGAUAACGGGAUUCAAAAUGGUUCGGCCGCCCUACGAUGCGAUCAAUACAAUAUAGCCUGGAUCUGCGCGCUGCAUUUCGAGAUGGCUGCAGCUCGGGCCAUGUUGGACGAUUUUCAUGAGCCUUUGCUGGCGCAUGCGACUGACACCAACACUUACAUUUUGGGAAGCAUCCAGCGGCACAAUAUCGUCAUUGCGUGCUUGCCGACUGCACAGCACGGGAUGAAUAACGCGGCAAUCGUUGCGACCAACCUGCGACGAACCUUCCCAUCGAUCCGCCUGGGUUUAAUGGUGGGAGUUGGAGGCGGAGCGCCGGGCAUGGCCGAUAUUCGCUUGGGAGACGUUGUCGUAGGAACGAGGGUGAUGCAGUAUGACUUGGGGAAAAUCGUUGGAGAGGGACAGUUUGAGGGAACGGCGACGUGGAGGAUUCCGCACCAGUCGCUCGGUACAGCCGUGUCAGUCCUUCGAUCAAAACACGAGCUAGAGCCCAGUCGUAUCCCGCACAUCCUAGGAGAGAAACUGGAAAGGCAGCCCGACUUCCUUCGCCCGAGGUUACGGGAUCGCCUUUUCUCUGCCACGUAUAAUCACCAAGUUCCGACGGGUAGCUGCGACGAGUGCGACCCUUCCAAGCUGGUUCCACGAAGCACACGCAUAUCAGGAGAUCCAGUGAUACAUUAUGGCGGGAUCGCCUCGGCGAACCAAGUCAUGAAAAGCAGCGCCGUCCGGGACAACGUAGCUCGACGCCUUGACGUUAAAUGUUUCGAGAUGGAAACCUCUGGCCUUAUGGACACUUUUUCUUGUCUCCCAAUUCGGGGAAUAUCUGACUACUCGGAUUCCCAUAAGAGCGACGAAUGGCAAAGAUAUGCAGCGGCUGUCGCCGCCGCAUACGCUAGGGAGUUGAUAGAGGCUCUACCAAAGACCCAUGCGCAGACACAGGCUGUUGACCUGCCCGACUCUCGUAAGCUAGUUAAACUUCAGCUAAUUGGCAACGUAUCCCGAUCAGUGUGUCCCACCUUCAAGUGUAGAUCAAAAUACAUCGCAUCAUCAUCGUCGACGAUUGCUAGACUCACUUAG
Metarhizium acridum CQMa 102 is the source of this 1170-nucleotide messenger RNA. The record is from RefSeq and is a predicted model, not a curated record. Lineage: Eukaryota; Fungi; Ascomycota; Sordariomycetes; Hypocreales; Clavicipitaceae.